Molecule: messenger RNA, 708 nt
Organism: Eruca vesicaria subsp. sativa (arugula)
Lineage: Eukaryota; Viridiplantae; Streptophyta; Magnoliopsida; Brassicales; Brassicaceae
Source: the annotation of a GenBank genome assembly
AUGGCUGAGGUGCUUACUAUUGGAUUUCGCUUCUAUCCCACGGAAGAAGAACUGAUUGCGUUCUACCUACGAAACCAGCUCGACGGAAGGAGUGUUGACACAGUGCACCGUGUCAUUCCCGUUCUAGAUGUCUUUGAGCUCGAGCCUAGUCAUCUUCCAAAUAUUGCGGGAGAGAGGUGUCGAGGAGAUGCUGAGCAAUGGUUCUUCUUUGUGCCUAGACAAGAACGCGAAGCAAGAGGAGGCAGGCCGAGCAGAACCACUGGUUCAGGGUACUGGAAAGCUACUGGAUCACCUGGUCCAGUCUUUUCCAAAGAUAACCAAAUGAUUGGAGUUAAGAAAACUAUGGUGUUCUACACUGGGAAAGCACCAACUGGAAGAAAAACAAAAUGGAAGAUGAAUGAAUACAAAGCCGUUGACGAACCAUUCAACGUUUCCACAAGCCCUAAGUUGAGACAUGAAUUUAGCUUAUGUCGGGUCUACAUAACAACGGGAAGCUCAAGAGCUUUUGAUAGACGUCCAGUGGAAUUUUUUCAGACAGUGCAAAUGCUUACAAGUGAUGUUGCCGUUGGUGAGACAUCGGUUCGUGUGGAAAGCUCACCCGAAGCUUUAAUGUCAGGAGGAAAUCAUGAUUAUCCCUCUACGAAUGGAGAGAUGGUUGAUGGUUUAACGGAACCAAUCUGGGAAUGGGAACAGCUGAAUUGGCCUUGA